AUGGAAGAAACAAGACCGAAACAGGGCAUUGAGCAUGGCGAGGAUCGGCGCGUGAGAGAACUUUACCGCUAUUACCAGCCAGUGGGACCGACAAGCUUCCUUCCGGUGUGGUUAUCUGCGGGGGAAAAUGCGACAUCGGGUUCGACGGGGAGUUCGAAUACGCCACAGAAUGAAGGGUCAGUGGAAGGGAACUCCAGUAGCAGUGCUACGUCGGGCCCCUCGACCGCAAUCGGACCGGAGGAGCUGGUAUUGGGUCUUUCCAACAACACUCUGACUUCGUUUGCGCAACUGGCUGCCCUACGGCUGAAUGUAGAGCGGGCUUUUAUUUGCAUCCUCGACCGAGAUGCACAAUAUAUGCUCUCUGAGGCUACCAAGUCUGUGAAUAUAAAUGAUAACUCGAUCCACGAUCAUAAAGAUGCAAUUUGGUCGGGUACCACUGGCAGUCGCAAGACAUGGAACUUGUGCCGGGUAAGUAUCCAAGACAAACAUAGGAAUCGGACCUCUCGCAGAGGUCUUACCCUUUUUGCAACCCUCUCGUCUUUCCAAGCAGUGCAAAGGCUCAUAUUCUUUCUUCCCUCCCGACAGGAUACUGUUGCCCUGCCGUCCUCCGUUCGUGAAAAUGCCCAGUAUUCGUUCCUUGUUGUCAACGACCUCUCCGAGCACGAGCGUUACCGCAACCUGUCAUUCGUCAAAAAAUGUCCGAAUUUCCGAUUCUAUGCCGGAACACCACUCUCAACCGACAACAACAUCAAUCUGGGUUGUUUCUUUGUGAUGGACAAGACCCCGCGCGAUGGAUUGACGCCGUUAGAAAAGGAUACACUGGGAUCAUUGUCAAUGCUGGUUAUGGAUUAUCUCAAAGUGUGCCGACAAGCUUCUGAAGGUCGCCGAGCGGCACGGCUUUCGCGCGGAUUAAGCUAUUUCGUUGAAGGAAGCUCGAGCUUCGUGGAAAGCGGCGACCCCUCUCGCGCUGAUAGCUGUGCGCCGUCUCUCUCUACGACACCACCUUCAACAAACAAUCGGAUCAGUGUCUCCGGUGGAUCUCGUGGUAGCUCUGUCCAGUACGACCAAAUGUCGCAGUCAGAAGGAACACCUCAGGGCGCAUCGAAUAGCCCACCUAAUGACCGUUCCUUGAGCACCGAUGCACAGUCAAUUAGUUCGGGCGGAUCCAAGCUUGAUACGUGGACUUCGGGUGGAGCAAGCUCCUUGCCCGAGUGGAUCACCAGUAGCAGCCGGAAUCGACUUCCUCCUGAUGAUUCUCACGGCAAUUCCUGGUGCUUCAAACGAGCGGCCAAUUUGCUACGCGAGAGUUUGGAGUUGAAAAGUGAUGGUGGAGUUAUCUUCUUGGAGGCCAACAGCCCCCCGUUCGCCGACGGCGAGAGCGCAAGCGACUGCUCCAUGAGUGAUGCCAGUGGUCCCGCGAUCGUUUUGUCCAUGUCAACCUUUGAUGAGCCAUUUGCUCCUCGGGCCGGAGCUCUUAGUGCCUCCCCCGCGGCCGGUAUUGAUCGGUCGUUCCUUCAACUGAAUCUGCGCCGCUAUCCCAAGGGCAAACUUUGGUCCUUCCACCGAGAUGGAUUGAUCUCCACAUCUGAUGAUGAUGACCAUUUGCCGUACGACCAGGCUGCUUCAGCCUCGAGUUGCUCACCCCCCGGUAUGCCUCCAAUCGACGUUUCGAAACCCCUGGGCAAGCGCCGCAAGGCAGCCGAAAACACGAUGUUGAAUCAAUAUUUUCCCAAUGCAACCCAGAUCAUGUUCGUCCCGCUUUGGAAUGCCGUGAGUUCACAGUGGUUCGCUGGAUGCUUCUGCUGGACUACUGUGGAAACCCAAGUUUUCUCUUCUGCGGUUGAGUUGAGCUCGGUUCUUGGGUUUGGCUCGUCCAUCAUGGCAGAAUACAGUCGUAUUGAGUCGCUCAUUGCCGAUCGACAGAAAGGUGAUUUCAUCGGUAGUAUAUCUCACGAACUGCGCAGUCCACUGCACGGUAUCCUUGCGGCAGCAGAGUUCCUAAACGGGACCAAUCUCAACGAGUUCCAAAAUUCACUGCUAGAGACAGUCAAUGCUUGUGGUCGUACCCUGCUUGAUACGAUGAACCAAGUCCUCGACUUCAGCAAGGUUGUUUCGCUUGAGCGAACAUUGCGUUCCUUGAAACGGAGGAAGGAAUCGCCACUCGACUUCAAAGGAACGGACGAGCUGGCAUCCCAUCUCGAUUCAUAUGUUGUGACUGAUCUUGCGAUCUUGGUCGAAGAGGUCGUGGAAGGGAUCUGCCUGGGUCUUGCUUACGGACAGAAUUCCAGUGCGUCCGCUGAUCUCUCAGUUUUGUCCUCAAAUACCCCCAAGAUGAGUACUGGCCGAUCCAACGUCGAUGUCAUCAUUGAUGUGGCGCCUCGCGAUUGGAUUUACCGCACGCAACCGGGUGCUCUUCGGCGCAUUAUCAUGAACAUUUUCGGCAAUGCGAUGAAAUACACGGACUCGGGUCGUGUCACUGUCAGUCUAGAAGCAUCAAGCCAAUCUGAAGGUCGCUCCCGGCGGCAAGGUUUAGAGGAUCUUGUCACGUUGACUGUGUCUGACACCGGAAAGGGUAUCUCGGAAGAAUUCCUUCGCAGAAAGCUCUAUAUGCCGUUCGCACAAGAGGACUCGUUGGCAGUGGGUACCGGUUUGGGACUGUCGAUCGUUCGAAGCCUGGUCAAGGCGUUGAAUGGCAACAUUCGUGUCCGUUCAAGGCCUGGUGAAGGUACGACCGUACGUGUUUCUCUGCCUCUCGCACGUCCGGUUGGCGAAGAAAGCCCGCCGGUUGACCAAGCGUCGGACAAUUGUCAGCAAAAUGAAGCCUUGACACAGACCCUUCUGCUCCAGGAAGGCUACCCUGGCAAACGGGCUGCUUUCUGGGGCGUGGAGCCAGAAAAGAUCGCAGAGAAUCAGACCUGGGCCGAGAUCGGGAAAUACCUCAGAGACUGGUUUAGGGUCGAGAUCGUCUCUUGGCCCUCUCAUCUUCCGUUGGAUAUGCUGGUCAUUGAAGAGGCGAUGUUGCCAGAAUUGCGCAAUACACCGCUGACUGCCACCUUGCCGUCUUUGCUCAUCCUCUGCCAUAAGCCCGUUGAUUACAGCAUGGCACGGUCUGAGUGGCUGGCACUUGCCACAUCGGUCAACAUCAUUCGACGCCCUUGUGGGCCUCACAAGCUGGCUCGCAGCGUGUUGAAGUGCUUCCAAAACUCUCGCUCUACGGUGGUGACACCGGCUUCUGUUCUCCAGAAUCCGAUGGAGUCACUGGAUCUCGUCAUCAGAACACCCCCGAUUACCCCCACGGUCAAAUCUCCCGCAUUCGCGCUAUCACCUUCGCCGCCCAGCGUUUCACCGCCACUGGUAGCUGGGACUGGCCCCAAAUCGACUGGAGAGCCUCCGCCGAAUGCGCCCUCUGUCGUGUCCUCUCCUCCUGAUGCCAUCGCCGCGGCUCCUCUCCCGGCGCCACUAGUCGAAGGGAGCAUCGAUUCAACUGCGCGAGUACUUGUCGUAGAUGACAACCGCAUCAACCUCAACCUCAUGAUGACAUUCAUGAAGAAACGCAAGCUUUCCGAGCUCGCGUCCGCGGAGAACGGCAAGCUUGCCGUUGAGGCCGUGGAGCGGUUACAAACUGGCUUCGACAUCAUCUUCAUGGACAUCUCGAUGCCUGUGAUGAACGGAUUCGAAGCAACUCGUGCCAUUCGCGCCAUGGAGAAGGAGAACGACGAUCGCAGGCCGGCUAUCAUCAUUGCUCUGACGGGACUGAGUAGCUCCCGGGAUGAAUCUGAGGCACUUGCCUCUGGCGUGGACAUGUUCCUCACCAAGCCCGUUUCAUUCCGGGAGGUCUCCCGCCUUCUGGACGAGUGGGAAAAGAACGGGUUGGAGAAGGAACGGAAGAAGGCGCCAUGA
Messenger RNA from Penicillium argentinense, 3900 nucleotides. RefSeq lists its product as uncharacterized. The coding region runs from base 1 to 3900 and encodes 1299 amino acids. Gene Ontology annotation, molecular function: phosphorelay sensor kinase activity; histidine phosphotransfer kinase activity. NCBI's taxonomy places the organism in Eukaryota, Fungi, Ascomycota, Eurotiomycetes, Eurotiales, Aspergillaceae. The transcript has a single exon. Gene Ontology annotation, biological process: protein autophosphorylation; phosphorelay signal transduction system. The record is from RefSeq and is a predicted model, not a curated record.